Fusarium coffeatum is the source of this 1458-nucleotide messenger RNA. RefSeq lists its product as uncharacterized. Lineage: Eukaryota; Fungi; Ascomycota; Sordariomycetes; Hypocreales; Nectriaceae. Bases 1 to 1458 code for a protein of 485 amino acids. The record is from RefSeq and is a predicted model, not a curated record. The transcript is spliced from 2 exons.
AUGGUGGACGAGAAUACCACCGCACCUCCUUCCGGGAGACCCGCUGCCGGUGUAAGCUCCGGCUUCAGCGCCCCGCCCUCCGGUCAUGGGCUCCGACGUGCCAUGACCGUAUCAGUCGCCGAGGACGCAGCAUCUGCAUCUCGACGUCCGCAAGUCUCAUCACCUGGUUUUGAUACGAUACCUCCGCGUCGCAGCUCAAAUUUCUCAGAGUACAGCUUCAAUGAAGCUCGAGAUUUCCUGAAUCCUCAACCACGAGAUCCUAGCAAUGCCGGGUCUUCUUCAGCAGAGGAAUCGUCAUCUUUGCCGUCUCUGUCUCUAGCGUUUGCUUUUCUUCCAGCCAUAUCAGGUCUUCUUUUCAAGAACGGGAGUGCUGUUGUGACGGACUUCAUGCUUCUGGGUCUGGCUGGUGUUUUCCUCAACUGGUCCGUAACACAGCCAUGGGCAUGGUAUCACUCAGCGCAGCAAGUACGGAUACAACACGAAGUGCUAGCAGAUAGUGUUAUCGACGACGACAGCGAUCUUGACUCCAGUACUCAUGGACCAGGGCCUAACUCACCCCUGGACCACGUCCCAGAGGAUGAAGAAGUGCACGCCGAGCGGACGGAGGAGAUACAGGAAAGAGAACCGACUAAACAGCAGCGAGAUGCGCUCUCAGAAUUAUACUUUUACGAAAUCACAGCACUUGCCUCAUGCUUUCUCCUCCCACUUUUAGGAGCAUACCUCUUACAUGCCAUACGAUCUCAGCUAAGCCGGCCUUCAGAAGGGCUGGUCUCUAACUACAACUUGACAAUUUUCCUCUUGAUGGCCGAGUUUCGUGUUCUGUCGCAUAUGAUAAAACUGGUCCAGUCGCGAACGCUUCACCUACAGCGGGUGGUACAAGGAGGGCCUUCCAAAUUCCAGCAAGUCAACAAGAACACGGAGCAACUAGAGGGCGUCCUUUCGCGCCUAGAACAAUUGGAGUCUCGCAUUACCACUGAGGAAACGAAUUCUGUUCAAGAGAUAAAACAGGAGAUCAACAAAACGAAGCAGAAGGACAGUGUCGUGGCACGCGACGUGCGUAACGCCAUUCAACCCGAGCUCGACGCACUCAACAGGGCUGUGCGUCGUUACGAGAAGAAGGCAACGCUUCUCCAGAUCCAGACGGAGUCGCGAUUCUCCGGGUUGGAAGCAAGACUGGAUGAUGCUAUUGCCCUUGCUGCAAGUGCUGCAAAGAAUAGUGCAUCACACAAGAAUGUGUUCGUAUGGGCGAUUGAAUAUCUCACCGCCGGACUACUACUUCCAUUCAGAGCCCUUCUACGAAUAAUGUUGCUUCCUCUAAGCACACUACUAGCAUUGAUGAGCAAGGGGAAAAAGAGAACCCCCCCAGCUAAGUCGUCACGAAGCAGCCGCAAUGGCAAGACAGUUGCACAACCUAGAUACAAUGGUGACCGCGUGCCUUCCAGAGUGGCCAAGCGAUGA